AUGACGCUUUUCCCAAACUUUUCGCAUUCUUCCCAACCUACCCAUUCCACGGGUAACGACGCGGCAAGCAAUAUCCCUGCAUCACCGAUGCCAGACGGCGACCACGAGAACGGGAAAUGGUUCGGAAAGCGACCUGGCGGCAUUUCCCUUGCCGCGCUUACCCGCAAAGCCACACACACACAAGAAACACCGUCCACGUCGCCAACAGGCUCAAGCGCGCCUAAUUUUAAGCCAAUUGAGAAUGCCGGGCCGAACGUGGUGGACCCAUCGCGUCUCUCCGAAUUUUCUUUGCGCUUGAACGAGCUGGUGAACAAGGCAUUUGUAUCUACCAAGACUUCUCAUGCGCCAAGCACGCCGAUCACCACUACGUCGCCUUUUACAGGCACGAUUAUCUCUUUGCCGCGGCUCCAAACUAUCUCGUACGAGUCGAACCAUUUGCCCGACCGUGUCAAGGUGAUCGAAAUGACACGGCUCGUCAUCAACGAGCUGCACACCGCCGCGGCAGUGGACCCGUACUUUUUACGCGCCGUUGCGCGCUCAGUGGUCAAGUCUGUGUCGCAGUUUGUGGUCCGUAUCGAGGCACUGAUUGUGCCUGUGAACCGCGGUCCCAAUGUGCUGUUUAUUCCAGCGCACGGUAAGGCUGCGCAGCAUCUUCCUGCCGCGAUGGAGUUUAACUUAGCGCUCAUGAGCUUCGAGUGGAUUGUCGAAGAGAGCCUUGAGCGAUGCCUCGAUGGACUCCCCCCCCUGGCACUUUUGAGUUCGCCCAAUAUUCUAGUUCCUACUACCAGCGAGGGUCAAGCUAUGCCGCGGAUGCCACCGUUUGUGCACGAGAUUUUGUCGCCGCUACAAGAGCAAAUGGAGGCAAGUAUCAUCCACGUCGUCCAGCCUGUUCUCGUUCAAAUCAAGUCUGGACUUGCGGCGUGCAUUGCACGCGGUAAUCCGCGGCCGUUUGAGCCACAGCGAGCAUCCUCGGAAAUGCCGUAUCCCGAGUUUAGCGAGUAUGCCUCGUACGGAAGGAACGCGCCGCAUGUACCAUGGCUCAAAGAACUCGAGGACCGGUUGGACGGUGCGUACCGACUUUUGUCUUUGCGUAUUGUCGAGCGCUGCGGCCAAGAUGGACACGCCUGGUUUAUUUCUGUUGCCACACACACGAUCUGGAAAGGGCUUUUGUCCAUUACCGCGCGCUCUGUUUUUGCGCCGACCAGCGUUGUCGAGUCGCAAUUUUCGCACACCUUUGGCCCCACUCCGAACAACUCGGACAGCAGCGCGAUCCUAAACUCGUUACUGUCCGGUGAGCCAAUGCAGAACAAGCGCGUGCCGACACCCACGCAGCUUGCCCAUGCACUGCGCAUGGUCGGCAAACCUCACAGCCACCGCUUCCGCAAAAAUCCCGGGGAGUCGUUCACUGGCACACACACCCCAGCUGAGUCUGCGCUUCCUUCUGUCGCAUUUGACGGGUGGAAAUCGCACUUUAUGCUUCCUGCGGACGAGUCUGUAUGCUACGUGGUCAAUCCACUACUGAUUGCCGAACAGUUGCACGACCUCCAGGUGUUUGAGCGCUUAAUGAAGCAGUUUUGUUCGCAUCUUUUAUACCCCGAAGAGGCCAAGAAGCCCGGGCGCUUUGGCUCUCGUGCGCGGAAGCACUCGGGGAGUGACAGCGACCCCGGAAAAACAGAGCACCGUCCGUCCUCGGCGCAGGAAUACGCCGAGGGCGAUGCUUCUUCCGAAGAAGCACACGAGGCCGGCCAUGGUGACGAGGAUCUUGCCUUGGCCGCGCUGCGCGAGGCGUUUGAAGCGAUGCGAAGCACCGUCAUUGUCCUGCGCACCUUGCUGCAGGAGCCAGACUCGCUGCAGCACCUAGCAAUGGUGACUCGCCAAAAAUCCAACUCUAGCGAGCAUCUGCUGUCUUCUGCGGCGCACCACGCAUUCAACGUCAUACCCCCCCUCCUUUUGAUUCAGAUUGCGUACUGCCGUAUCCCCCCUAUCUGGUCUGGACGGAAUGCACAGUGCGACUGUGACUUGCUCCUCGAGGCGCCGCCCAGUGUGUUUGGACGCACAUGGAGCGAGUACGACGCUGCGCUUCCUGGUUUUGCCGCAGGCGAAGCCGCAGCCGAGUCACUUGCGCAUUUGUACGGCCCUGUUCUUGCACGCACAUUCAGCGCGCUAGUCGAUCAGUGUGCAGAUGCGGAUCCAUGCGUGUUGCACGACACAGACACUGCCUCGCUUCGCUCUGUAUCCUCCAACGAGACGGAACAGUUGAACAUAAUGACACGGUCCGCUCCCGCGCUGGAGAAUUUGAGUCUUUCUGAAAUGGAUAGCGGUCUCAAUACUCGCUCUACUGGACCGGAGAAUCAUGCAUCCAACAUCACGAAACAACUGCAGGCUCAAGGCAGGUCGCGUUCCAUGCACCGCACCGCUGUAUCCAACCGGUUUUGGCGGCGUAACUCGUCGCAAGGCAGUCAGCAUGGCCAAGUGCCGCAUCCACAUGCGCUUCCGCCGCGGAUCUCUCGCGCUCACGCUACGACAGGGCCUCACAGGCAUUUGCGAGGCAGCAAGCAGCGCGAUUCUUCGCCCCCCAGCAGCUCUUUGCCGCGCAGCACCACCUACACGCUUGCGCAGAUGCAGCGAAAUGCGCUGAACAUGUUUGACAGUGUUCUAUUCCGUGUUAAUCGCACGUUUGGCAGGUCGGGAGGUGUGCCGUAA
Malassezia vespertilionis is the source of this 2703-nucleotide messenger RNA. RefSeq lists its product as uncharacterized. The transcript has a single exon. NCBI's taxonomy places the organism in Eukaryota, Fungi, Basidiomycota, Malasseziomycetes, Malasseziales, Malasseziaceae. Bases 1 to 2703 code for a protein of 900 amino acids. The record is from RefSeq and is a predicted model, not a curated record.